This is a messenger RNA of Malaya genurostris, 3521 nucleotides long. Its product is annotated as luciferin 4-monooxygenase-like. Bases 164 to 1783 code for a protein of 539 amino acids. Gene Ontology annotation, molecular function: long-chain fatty acid-CoA ligase activity. The transcript is spliced from 2 exons. Lineage: Eukaryota; Metazoa; Arthropoda; Insecta; Diptera; Culicidae. The record is from RefSeq and is a predicted model, not a curated record. Gene Ontology annotation, biological process: long-chain fatty acid metabolic process; fatty-acyl-CoA biosynthetic process.
AGAUAGCAAAUCUUACUCCAAAUAAUGAGUCCCAAUGGAUGAGAUGAAAGAUGUUUAUGGGUACGGGUACCUUAACCCACUUACCAUAAUCACAUUUCUUUCCAAGUGAACAAUUCCAUUUUACAGCAUUCGUUAGUUAUAGUAGAUCUUCCAACGAAAUAGGAUGUCAGAACAGAGAGAGCAUGUGUUCUACGGAGGAUCUCUAAUCGGCAGUAUUGAUUGUGAUUGUUCCUCCUUAGGUUCACUAAUUUUGAAGCGUCUGUCAGAGAAUGGAAAGGACGAAGCGUUCAUAGAUGCUAUAUCAGGUGAAUCGAUUAGAUACGAUCAAUUAUUAGAAUGUGUUUUGAUUCUGUCCCAUCGACUAAGAAGCUGUGGAAUCGGAAAGGGAUCCGUUGUGGCUAUUAUGAGCGAAAAUAGCAAUAAAUUUCCAAUCGCUGCACUCGGGACUAUUUGCUCUGGUGCAGUCGUUCUUCCCCUUAAUCCCAGUUACACCGAAACGGAGCUUAAUCAUAUCUUAAGCCUCACGAAUCCUCAGCUGAUUUUUGCUUCUACAAAAGCCUUGCACACAUUACUAUCUAUACAUUCGCAGCAUCCUUGUAUAAAACAGUUCAUUUCCUUUGACAACUGUGUAAUAAAUCACAAAAUAAUUCUCUUUGACAAAUUUGUGGAACACACAGACAGCUAUCCAGUAACUGCCUCAGACCCAGUUCUACUGAAAGACGACGUUACUCUCAUGGUUCUGUCCUCAGGAACAACUGGUUUUCCUAAAGCCGUCCAACUAACGCACUACAAUGUGAUGACGGUGAUCGCCUACAUGCGGGAAGAUCCACGCUACACUCAACUUUCCGUACCGAUACGGUUGCUUGGGCUACUGCCUUUCUACCAUGUCUACGGUUUCAUGCUAACUCUUAAUGUGGCCUGCAAUCACUACCCAAUGGUAGUGUUGCCCCGUUUUGAGCCUGACCUGUUUCUUCGCAGCAUUCAAAAUCAUCAAAUCACGAUGGCUAACCUGGUGCCGCCAUUGAUGGUGUUUCUUGCCAAACAUCCUGCCGUCGAUAACUACGAUCUGAGUUCUCUCCGAGCAAUUCUUUGCGGUGCAGCUCCUCUCAGCAAACAUAUCGAAGAUCAAGUGUUGAAACGACUACCGCACGUACAAUCUGUUCGAACAGCGUAUGGAAUGAGUGAAACGUCAUUAGGAGUAUUGUCGAAAGUUAACGACAAAGCCGGAAGCGUGGGUCGAGUGCACAAAACCAGCUGGGUUAAAAUAGUUGAUAACAGCGGAAAUUCUUUGGGGCCGUACGAAGUAGGUGAAAUAUGCGUCAAAGGACCACUGGUGAUGAAAGGAUACUAUAGAGAUGCAGAAGCUACCAACCAAUCCAUAGAUGAACAGGGCUGGCUUCACAGUGGAGACACCGGUUAUUUCGACGACGAAGGCGAUUUCUUCAUUGUGGAUAGAAUCAAAGAUCUGAUCAAGUAUAAAGGUUUUCAAGUGGCUCCUGCGGAGAUAGAAAGUGUGCUGUUGAGUCAUGAAGCAAUACGAGAUGCAGCAGUCGUCGGAUUACCGGAUGACAACUGCGGGGAGCUACCUGUAGCGUUCGUGGUUCAAACGGACAAGCUUUCCGAAGAUCAAAUCAAACAGUUUGUGGAGUCUAAAUUAUCUCCGCAGAAACAUCUUCGCGGAGGAGUAUACUUUGUGAACGAAAUACCGAAAACCGGAAGCGGCAAGAUACUACGCCGCGAGCUUCGUAAGCUUCUACCUAAAAAAACAAAGGCAAAACUGUAAGAGUCGUUGAACGAACUUCGAUUCGCGAUACGCACGUGAUGGAAUUGGUAGACAUUUGCUGUACUAUUAGUUUAUCAGAAGCUCCACAGUCAUUUAGAAUACAAAACCACCAUUUAGUGAUUACCGUAACAGAUACUUUUCAUGAGCGAAAGACGCCUUCUUCAUAAUUUUGGAUGUACACUUAGACCUACCAAAGACCAAAUGUUCAGAGAGUUAACCUACGAACGAGCAAACAUUAGAUUUUCUAAAAGGAACAAAUUCCACUGAUUGAUUUGCUCAUUGAGAUGGUUCUCCUUUCACUAAAAAUUUGCCCUCUGGGAGAGAUAAACAUUGCCGAAAUUUUUCCGUUGGGAGGUCCAAAUUUAAUCAAAUAUGCGUGUGCGUAGAUAUCUGUACUAUAUUAUUCACUUCACUGGUAUCGUACAUUUUAACGUAGGACUACGUCUUCAUUUUAUAUAGAAAGGAAUGCAAAUUCUAAAUACGGAGAAAAAACCGUGCAAACAGUGAUCGCAUCUAUUCGAGUAGAUAAAACUAUAUAUUUGAGAUAAUUGGUGGUCGGAACUUCAAUAAAUAACGAACAACGUAUAAUUUACCCUAUUUAUCAAGCCUGUCUCAUAGCAUUCCCUUAUAGAAACGACAAUUUCGUAAACAUAAGAUCACUUCCCAUUUCGUAUAGCAAAGCGCGACUAUUUAAACUGAGUAUCUUCGCACAAUCAAAAUAUUAAACAUUAGUAUAUAAAACAAGAGUAACUAAAACACCUAUUAUUAAUAACGAAUCGUAUGAACAACAAAGAUGAAAUGCCAAAGGGUCAAAACACUUGUACUGUAAAACGUUGAUAUAAUACACAAAAAUAAGAUUUAUAAACAGAUAUUUAUGCAAAAAAAUGCACAAUCAAAAUUAGUAUUGACCCGGCUUGCACUCUGUGCAGUUUGUUAAGGCAGGAUUCAUCAGCAAAUGGGCCUUCUGUGGAUUUUUAUGAGCCGUUCGCCUUGCAUGAGAGGCAAUGAUUUUGGUCGGAACACUGCUGAUUUUUUACAUUCGAGCUACUGAACGACCUCAACAACCGAGAGCUGCAUAAUUUUGAUCCGGGGUGGCAUUAUACAUCCAAGCCGAAUCGACUUGUCCAUACAAAAGCUCGUACAAAAAGUCUUUCGUUUCGAGAUUAACUAUGCGGACGCAGCACGUCUCAUCACCAACAUAAACUAACGGUACUUUUCGGGAGAUUAAUUUUUUUAAUUGCAUUGCAUUUUACCAAAAAUAAAAUAACGAGAAUUGAACAAUGCAUACCGUCUCAAUAUUGCUUAUUUCAAUUCUUUCACUAAAAUUGUCCAUGUGUGUGUGUUCAUUGGAUAACAGUUUCGCUUACAGCUAAUUCAAUGAGUACUUUUAUGACAAAUGUACAUGGGUUAUAGCAUUUAUUACUUUUUAGGUUAAGUAUAAUUUGCAUUAAGGCAAAUUUCACGUCCGCCAUUUUGAUGUUCUACCCUUGCAUUUAUUGCCAUCAAAUAAAUUUCAAAACACAAACAGAAGGAAAUACGAUUAACGCAACGAAGCUGUUUUAUACCAAAAUAACGACGAAUCUCAAAACAUAAUGUUUUUAAAUCAGAAUUUUGCAAGAAGCGCAUUUAUUUCAAGGCGAUUAGUUAUGAUUCUUACUUUUAUCUAUACAUUAUUAAAAUCCUUACUAUGUAAUUCAUCCGAAUAAAUUUAAUGUUGAUUGUAAAGCAGGUUUUAAAA